CCCUCCUUUCCAACCCCUCAUCAUCACAUCCUUCAUCUCUUACCUUCUCUUUUCAUAUCAUUCAUUAUUCCAUUAUCACUCUUUUCCUUCUCAAAACUCUCCAAAAAAACACUAUUUUCAAACAUCAAAAUGUGCAGCUCCAAGGCCAAAGUAGGCAUAGAAAGCAAAACCACAGCCACAGCUACAUCACCUGUUGCCAAAAUCAAUGGAAGACCUGUUCUUCAACCAACUUGUAACAGAGUGCCAAAUCUUGAAAGAAGAAAUUCAAUCAAGAAAUUACCACCAAAAUCACUUUCACUACCAUCAUCACCACCACUUCCAACCAAAACUUCAUCAACACCACCACUUUCUCCAAAGCUAAAGUCACCAAGACCACCAGCAACAAAGAGAGUCAAUGAAACUUAUCUCUUGAACACAAGUUCUGAAAAGAUUGUAAUACCAAGAAACUCAACAAAGAUUUCAACUAUAAAAAAGUCAAAGAGCUUUAAAGAAGGUUCUACUGAGGCAUCAUUGAGUUACUCUUCAAAUUUGAUCACUGAUUCACCAGGGAGUAUUGCUGGCUUGAGGAGAGAACAGAUGGCAUUGCAGAAUGCUCAGAGGAAAAUGAAGAUUGCUCAUUAUGGAAGAUCAAAGUCUGCAAAAUUUGAAAGUGUUUCUAUUCCUCUUGAUUCUUCAAACAAUCUUAUUUCAAAAACAAGUGAGGAGGAGGAGAAAAGAUGUAGCUUUAUUACACCUAAUUCAGAUCCCAUCUAUAUUGCUUAUCAUGAUGAGGAAUGGGGAGUUCCAGUUCAUGAUGACAAGAUGUUGUUUGAACUUCUAGUUUUAAGUGGUGCUCAAGUUGGAUCUGAUUGGACCUCAAUCUUGAAGAAACGUCAAGAUUUCAGGACUGCAUUUUCAGAAUUUCAUGCAGCAACAUUGGCCAACUUAACUGAUAAACAAAUGUUGUCUAUUAGUUUGGAAUAUGGGAUUGAUAUAAGCAGAGUUCGAGGAGUUGUUGAUAAUGCUAAUCGAAUUUUAGAGGUUAACAAGGACUUUGGUUCAUUUGACAAAUACAUAUGGGGUUUUGUGAAUCAUAAACCUAUUUCCACACAAUACAAGUUUGGCCAUAAGAUUCCAGUGAAGACAUCAAAAUCAGAGAGCAUAAGCAAAGACAUGAUCAGAAGAGGUUUUAGGUUUGUAGGCCCCACAGUGGUACAUUCGUUUAUGCAAGCAGCUGGUCUCACCAAUGACCACUUAAUCACUUGCCACAGCCACUUGAAAUGCACAUUAUUGUCAUGCUGAUGAGCAUAGUUUUAAUGUGCUAAUUAACUAUAGUUUACCUUUAAUUAGUGUGUUGUGUAUAAUAUUAGAUAGGAACAAAAAAACAUUGGUUUUCUUAGUUAUGAGAUGUGAGGAGUUUAUUGACAGUUUGAGUGUGGUUUGCAGUACUAGUUGAGAGAAAAAAAUUUGAUAAUUGGAAAGAAGAAAAAUGUUUAGGAUUGAUGUAGUAAGUGUGUGUUUUGGUUUUAUGCCAAAAUUAAUUUUUGAUUGAAUUUUUUUGUAAAAUUGGUUGUAGUUAAAGUUGAGUUUAAGGUGAAAUUGUUUAUGUUUG
Molecule: messenger RNA, 1591 nt
Organism: Medicago truncatula (barrel medic)
Lineage: Eukaryota; Viridiplantae; Streptophyta; Magnoliopsida; Fabales; Fabaceae
Product: probable GMP synthase [glutamine-hydrolyzing]
Exons: 5
Coding region: 130-1281 (383 amino acids)
Biological process (GO): base-excision repair
Molecular function (GO): DNA-3-methyladenine glycosylase activity
Source: RefSeq, a predicted model, not a curated record